Mytilus trossulus (common blue mussel) is the source of this 1130-nucleotide messenger RNA. RefSeq names its product achaete-scute homolog 1b-like. Bases 183 to 761 code for a protein of 192 amino acids. The transcript is spliced from 2 exons. The record is from RefSeq and is a predicted model, not a curated record. NCBI's taxonomy places the organism in Eukaryota, Metazoa, Mollusca, Bivalvia, Mytilida, Mytilidae. Gene Ontology annotation, biological process: regulation of transcription by RNA polymerase II; developmental process. Gene Ontology annotation, molecular function: protein dimerization activity; DNA-binding transcription factor activity, RNA polymerase II-specific; RNA polymerase II transcription regulatory region sequence-specific DNA binding.
AUAACUACAAUGUAGGUGGGGCUUACGUAUCUUUGUCGCGUGGAGGUAUAAAAAUAAACUUACCUUACACACAUUUCAAACUUUAUCCAUAAAUUUACAAAUAAGUGUUCCAGACCAGAUAACUUUAAAAAAAUUCUGCACGCGAGUAACAGCAGACGACUUUAAAAUAUUCUUAAUCAAAAAUGGAAGGAGAAGGAAUGAUGCAUGUAUUUUCAGGGAUGACCAGCAUUGAUGGAAACAUUUUCCAAACUUUUCUAACAGAGAGACCUUCAUGCAUGUAUUCUUCAUCGCCAGAAUCGUCUCCAGAAUAUUACCAUCAGCCAAAAUAUUCCAAAGAUGCAAUGUGCAAACGUAGAUUGGAUUUUAAUCACAAUAACGAGAACUAUUUGGGACUCAAUCAGAAGCCAACUACUGGAGGAGUAGCGAGACGUAACGAGAGGGAAAGGAAUCGUGUUAAGUUAAUAAAUAUGACAUUCUCAACUUUGCGAGACCAUAUUCCAAGUGACUGUAAAAUAGGUAAAUCUAAAAAGAUGAGUAAGGUUGACACUUUAAAAGCUGCUAUAGACUAUAUCAGACAUUUACAAGAUUUAGUAGACGAGCAUGAUGCUGUUAGUGCUGUGCUGGAUACGAACUAUGUUCCCAAGCAGUGUACCGUUCCCAUCUCCCCGUCCGAACACUCACCGUCACCAAGUUCCUGUUCUGAGACUCCAAACCUUAGUAAUGAAGACGAAGAAUUGUUAGACUUCACCAACUGGUUCUGAUGAAAUAGAGAAUGCAGGAGUUUGCUUCCAGACUCGUGCCAUCUGUCAGAUCAAAACCACGCCCACAUUGGCAUCGACCACAGGCAGCGGAGUGCUUCAACCAAUAGAAUCGAUCGUACCAAAGGCACUUGUUGUGUUGUUGACAUAAAAGAUCACUAAUGACAUUAGAUAUAACAAAUGUCAAUCUCAUUUGCCAGGUGGCUUUUAAGAAUUAUUACGUGAAUGCAAAGAUUUGUUGACAUUAUUCGUUUUAAAGUGCUUUUUUAAGAGACGCCAGAUUAGUUGUCUGAAAAGACAAGACGUUAUAAUUUAUUGUUAACUCAUUAUAUUUAUUUAUUUAAUUUAUUGUUCAUUGUAAAUAAUCAAAAC